This is a messenger RNA of Calliphora vicina (urban bluebottle blowfly), 3496 nucleotides long. RefSeq lists its product as uncharacterized. The record is from RefSeq and is a predicted model, not a curated record. Bases 375 to 2072 code for a protein of 565 amino acids. Lineage: Eukaryota; Metazoa; Arthropoda; Insecta; Diptera; Calliphoridae. The transcript has 2 exons.
UUGGAUUUAUUUCCGAAUUUUUUUUAUUAAUACAAAUUCAACAAACAUUUUUUAUACAUAGAAUUUAUUUUCUACUGAGUGUACCUUAUAUUGCGAUGGGUAGUCAUCUUGACGCGAUGUAGAGGCUUAAGUGCGAUGAUUCGCGUUGGCCAUGCUGGAGGGGACAGUUUAACUUGAGUUGGCUGUCUCUGGCAGGGUCUCCCAUUCCAGAAGGGCACGCGUUGAGCAUGAUACUAAGAACUACCCUCCCUUUGUCUGAUAGCGUCUGUUCUCCUCUGGGGCGGCUAUCAGAUGUUAUUUCCAUCGAACCAUUUUCCCCUCAUUGAGAGGGGUGGUUAAGGUGGAUAGUCCGGCUGGUCCGUAAGGACUCUUUAAUGUCCGUCCGAAAUCCACCAGCGUCUGUUUCCCAUAUUGGGCGGCUGGUGGUCUGCGUCUGUUUCUCCAAUGGGGCGGCAGUUAUCUCAACACCUGGCAGCAGGUAUAAAAUGCAAGUAAUUGUCCAUCAGGACUCAAUGGAAGAGGAUAAGGCAUGCCCCAUGUACCCGGUCGGGGGCUUCAUAAUCUCCGGGGACCCUACUCCCACAGCGAUGGUUUCGGGCUGUGGUGAGUCGAAUGCUACUGCAACUCAGGCUAGUCAGGUGAUCACACCGGGCCAGACUAGUCUGCAUGCUACUGGUGUCGCAAGAGGUCAAUCUGGCAUACCCAGAUUGGCUGAUUGUAAAAAAUCCAAGGCAAUAGGUGGUAGUGACCUAAGCGGCGAGGUACCUCUGGACUUCUCUCCAAGUACCUCCAAAGCCGCGAAAGCCCAAGUCGUCAAGGCGGCUAAAUCCCCUGUUUCGGGUGCCUCUAAGGGGGAAGCGACUAAGUCGCCCCUCACGGAUGCUUCCCAUAUGCCAAUUGUGCGCUCAGGUCUUGUGAAGGAAUCCUCCUGUCCUGAAGACGCAUCACCCCUGGCCAAUCCCGGCUCUGAAACUAACCCCAGGCAUAAAAACCCUGCUAGAAGGGCUGCUACCACCAGGCGUUCCGCUUACCGCUUUGUUGAGGCACUUGGCUCGAAAAAAGUCGAGGACCUCACUAAGGAGCAACAAGCUUCGCUUUCCUGGGCGAAAGCCUAUAUUGCUGGUCUCAAGACCGCUCCUCCUUCUGCUGAAUUACCAGCGGGGCCUAAACGGCAACGUUCAGAGGAGGAUACAGCGACCAAGAGCCAGCAACCGGGACCUAAACGUCCCAAAGCGGCACAAAGGUCGUUAGCUAAAUCCUUUAGCGAGAUUGUCAAAGACAGUCUUGUUAGGGCGGUUAUCGACCGGAGUGCGAAUGACGGAUCCAUAUCUCAAUUGAAUUGGGAUAUGGUGAAGCAAAAACUGGUAGGGGUGUUUUGGAAAGUUCUCAAAGAGAACCCAGGCACUCCUCCACAAUGCGAUGACGCUGGUUGGUACCAGGGUCACGUAAAACUUAUGUCUUGUGUAGAUGAACGCUCAGCGUUGCUACUAAAGACUGCCGUCGCAUCACUGGGUGAGGUUUGGCCGGGGUCUAGGCUUGAGGUGGUAUCUGUGAGUGAGAUACCCCGAAAGCCUAGAUCCAUAGCUAAAAUACCAGCUGAGCCAUCUAGCCCGGAGGAGAUCUUGGAGAUCCUUCAGUGCUGUAACCCACAGCUUCCAACUCAAGACUGGAAAGUUGUUAAGGUUACGGACGCUGAGGGCUCUUCAAGGAAAGCGAUCGUUGUCCUGAAUAAGGACUCUUUGGGGCCGCUAAGGAAGGCACAAGGGAAGGUCUACUAUGGAUUUGGUACGAUCAUCCUGCGUGUCUACCGUAGCGACAACAAAGGCGAUACAUCCUCAGGUGAUGUAAAGCCCAUGCUCUCGGAAGAGGGCAUGGAUUGCAAUGACGCCACUGAUCCAGCCGACACUGAAGAUACCAACUCAGUCUCUGAACUAGUUGGUACAUUCUUUGAACGGAUGGAUGAGGUGGUGGACGAGGACGCCCUCCUGAAUUCUGACCAGGAGGACGCCGACGUCACUAUUGUAAAAAUGGAGCAUGGUGAGGGUGACCCAGAUAAACCUUCACCACUCUAAAGCAGCAUCAGCUGCACUGCUCCUCCGAAUUGCUCAGAACGGGGAGGAGCUAGUCAUGGUCCAGGAACCUUGGGUCCAUCAGGACCGUAUCUGUGGACUAUGUUUGAAGGGCUAUAAGCUCUACUUCGCUAAAGGCGCAGUAAUGAAGAUACAGUAGCAGUCUCAUGGGAAACUAAUGAAGGCUGUUUGUUAUGGCUGAUAUCCAGCUACAUGGCGCAUGACCACGGGGAGCAUCCACCAAACGAUGAUAUCCGUAGUGCUGUGAAAAAGGCGAAUGAGUCCAGGAUACCAUUGGUUAUCUGUGCUGACGCUAACUCGCACCACAUUGUAUGGGGUAGCAGCGACACCAACACAAGAGGUGAGAGUCUUUUCAGUUUCAUACUUAAUAGUAGUUUGGAAGUAGUUAAUAGAGGUUCAGAACCUACCUUCAUUGUUUCAAACAGAAGUGAGGUACUAGACUUAACACUUGUGAGUGCUGAGCACCACAGUAUGAUUAACAAUUGGGCUGUCUCCGACGACUGCUCUUUUUCUGAUCAUCUAUAUAUUGAUUUCAAUAUCAGUGUAACUUAUAGGAAUGAUAAUACCAUUCUAAAUAGGAGGAAGACCAAUUGGGAGUUGCAGAGUGAUGUACUCUCCCGGUCUCUACCAAACCCGCCCACUAUUGAAAAUAGGGACGAUAUUGAGGUAGCAGUUGAGGCACUUACAGAAGCGUUCCAAUCAGCUACUAAUUUGGCCUGUAAGCCGAAUAUCUGCAGGGGUAGGAAUAAGCCACCCUGGUGGAACCCUGAGAUUGCACACGCAAGAAGGGCGUGUCGUAAAUUGUUCAACGAGGCAAAGAGGCUGGGUAACUGGCCGGAAUAUAAGUCCUCAGUGAACCACUUUAAGAACCUUACGAGGAAUGCGAAAAGGAAAGCCUGGAGGGACUUCUGUAGCGGCGUGGAAGGAUCCUCUGAGACUAACCGAUUACGUAAAAUUCUAUCAACUUCACCGGUUGUACCGAGCUAUAUCCAGAAACCCUGUGGUAGAUGGACUCUGAAUAGUAGGGAAACACUUGAGGUCCUAUUAGAUACUCAUUUUCCAGGUUGCCUUCCAGUCGAUGAUGAGACUAUGAAUGGGGCUGCCGAUUCUGUUGCUCCGGGUGAUAACUCUGUUCCGAUAAACAGGGAUAGAAUCCAAUGGGCAAUCAAAAGCUUCGACCCGUUUAAAUCUCCUGGGCCGGAUGGCAUUAUUCCUGCUGAUCUUCAAAAGAACGAAGAAAUAGUUGUACCAUGGCUCAUUAGCAUAUACACAGCGUGUAUUAGAUGGACCUAUAUCCCCACAUGGUGGACGAGAUGCAGAGUAGUCUUCAUUCCUAAAGGUGGUAAGGCGACUCACACUAAACCAAAGGAUUAUAGGCCAAUUAGCCUUGCAUCCUUCCUGCUGAA